Messenger RNA from Ilex paraguariensis (yerba mate), 1580 nucleotides. NCBI's taxonomy places the organism in Eukaryota, Viridiplantae, Streptophyta, Magnoliopsida, Aquifoliales, Aquifoliaceae. The record is from the annotation of a GenBank genome assembly.
CUCUCGUUCUCCCAAUUGCCAUUGGUAUUCCCUUCGCCAUCUCUCUCCUGAUUUUUGAUUCUCUCUCUUUCUACGAAAAUUUUAUAUAUAUAUAUCAGAGAAACCGUUGUGGCUGCAUUGCUCAUUGUGUUCAUCGACUCAAAACACCCAGUGUCCUUAUAUAUAUAUUGAAAAUAUUUGUUCAUAGAUAGAUAUACUCUGCACUAACAUAUCAUUGAUAUUGUAAGUUUUCAAUGGGAAGGAAGCAUAGAGGAGGGAUGACGAAAGCGAGGGUGUCCAGAAUCGGUAGCUAUGCCAUUGCGUCCUCCAUUAAAGACCCAACCUGCAUUUCCUGCACCACCUUCAACAUACUCGCCCCAAUCUACAAGAGACUCAAUAACAAGGAGUUUUGGGUUGGGAAUGAAGAGCUUGUCAAUAUUUACAAGAGGAGACUUAGUGAUGCUGGUUAUAUCAAUUUCAAGCUUGCGCGAACCAACAACCGUGGUGAUGGUCUUCUAACUUCUGUGCAUAAGGACUACUUUAGGGUUCUUAACCAUAGGGAGUUGCUCUUCAAUGAUUUUGGAGACCGUGUUGCUCAGCUAUUACAUGUUGAAUUAGUCGCACCCUUCACACAAUAUCAUAGCAACAAUGUUCAGCAAGAAAUUCUUAUAGUGAACACCCAUUUAUUAUUUCCUCAUGAUUCAAGUUGUUGUCUGGAACGAUUGCGUCAGGCCUACAAAAUCUUGCAGCAUGUCGAGUCAUAUCAGAAGGAAAAUAAGCUUAAUCCAUUGCCCAUUAUAUUGUGCGGUGACUGGAAUGGAAGCAAACAAGGUCAUGUUUACAAAUUCCUUAGAUCUCAGGGGUUUGUGUCAGCAUAUGAUACUGCUCAUCAGUACACUGAUGCAGAUGCGCACAAGUGGGUUAGCCAUCGUAAUCAUCGGGGAAACAUCUGCGGUGUAGAUUUUAUAUGGCUUCUCAAUCCUGAUGGAUACAGGAAACUUUUGAAAACAAGUUGGAAUGAAGCAGUAUUUGGCAUGUUUAAGCAUCAACUUCGGCAAGCCUCAAUGACAGAAAAUGAUGCAUUUGCCUUUUUGAAGGCUGAUAAUCAUGGUGAUUACAUUACUUACUCUGGUUUUUGUGAAGCAUUACGUCAGCUUAAUUUACUCGGCCAUCAAUAUGGACUGAGUGUUGAAGAGACAAAAGCUUUGUGGGUGCAAGCAGAUAUUGAUGGAAAUGGGGUUAUUGAUUAUCAAGAAUUUCAGCAACGAAUUUGGAAUCCUACGCGGUCAGAGCAAAGAGGCGAAAUAAGCAAUGGGGUCUGGAAAGAUGAUGUGAACGGGACUGAGCAAACCAUUGGUUUCAGUGUGAAGAAUGCAGUUCUCUUCCCUACUCAAGUAGAGAAAGGCAUGUGGCCAGAAGAUUAUUCUCUUUCAGAUCAUGCCCGUCUUACUGUGGUGUUUUCACCAGUUCGAAUGCCAUGUUCUCGCAUAGGAAUGUCAAAUGUCACACUCACUUCAGAGAAUGACCCCCCUUGGGCGGAUGAACUUUCUAAAAUGGGAGCUAAUACCCUUCUUCUUCGCACCACCUACGUGGAAGCUUGA